Clarias gariepinus (North African catfish) is the source of this 7441-nucleotide messenger RNA. Its product is annotated as PH and SEC7 domain-containing protein 1-like. The transcript has 20 exons. The coding region runs from base 865 to 5355 and encodes 1496 amino acids. NCBI's taxonomy places the organism in Eukaryota, Metazoa, Chordata, Actinopteri, Siluriformes, Clariidae. Gene Ontology annotation, molecular function: phospholipid binding; guanyl-nucleotide exchange factor activity; protein binding. Gene Ontology annotation, biological process: regulation of ARF protein signal transduction. The record is from RefSeq and is a predicted model, not a curated record.
UGGAGUGGCUGAGUUAUCCAGGAAGCUUCAUUUCCUCCGGUUUUUCCCGGUAGAAUUAAAAUAAAUAAAUAAAAAAAAUCAAGCAUGCAGCUGCGCCGAAUCAGCACUGCAGGUCCCGGCGACACUGUGCAUGGAAUUCAGAUAUAACGGAGGAGAGAGAGAGAGAGAGAGAGAGAGAGCGAGUCAGCUACCUGCCUGCCUGCGAGGAUACACUCAUACACACAGAGAAACCGAGAGAGAUAGAAGCAGGAACCUGGCCGACCGAUGCGGACUGCAGUGGCGUUUCCCGGCUUUACGCAUUCCCGCAUUCCACACACGCACUCCUGACAAGGACGCGCGCUUCACACGCGCCCUAUAACUCCAUCCGCCGUUGAAUGAGACAUUGAGGUCGUGUCUGCUGCAUUCCCUCAGUGGCAUCUUUCAUCUGCACAUCAGCACCCUUGACAGGAAAUUUGACAUCUUGACUUGUGCAGCCUACAAGUUGAUAAUGACAUCUUUAGUAACACAGAACUGAUACAGGUCUCUAGGUCACAGAUCCUCAGAGACACACUGACAUCCUUUUGUCUCUGUUCCCUGGAUGUUAUUCCCUAGGCAGGUGAUAAAUUGCAUCUACUGGUAGCCUGGACAGGAUACAAGAAACUGGAUGAAUUCAGUAUGUUUAUAAUAUGGAGUUGAUUCAAAAUUGUACACAAAUGGCCUAAAAGAAGUGGGAAGAAAACAAUAGAUGCCCUGUAUGUCCAACACCAUGCCGUGAAGUCAAUGUAAAUCUGCCUCACUGCAUGAUGGCUCCUAAAAUGACCAAGACUUACCUGUCGAGACUUUGACCAGGAGGUAGCAUUGGAUCUCAGUUCUGAGACCUGAACCAUGCAGAAGUGCUUCACAUCCACUCCUUCACCCAGAGCCUUCCAACCACAGCCCGCACAUAAUCAUCAACUAUCCCCACGAUCCACACCUACCCACAAUCUCCCUCCAGAGCAGCUAAAACAGUGUGUGAGCACUGCUCUGAGUCAUAGCAUGGAUAGUAAAAAUGUUAAACACCGCUGCUCAUCCUUUUCCUCAGUACCAGUCUCUGGCCCAGGAACUCCUUCUCGAGGCUCCCGGCAACCUCGUACUUCCACUCGGCCAGUAGAACUUGGUCAAACAUCUGUAGUUACCUUUAGCUAUAUUGAGAAGGGGAAUGUCAAGCAACUGGAGAGUCCACGCAACUUCAAGAGGGUGCAACAAGAGGCCACUCGGGCACAUAAGAUUGAUAGGGCCUUGUCUGUUCCCUCAGGCUCCAGCAGCAAUAAUAGUUCUUUUCACCAGCAGGUGGAUUCACCCGCCCACAACCAAGUGACUGUGGAUUGUGGAGUCUCCGUGGGUCGGGCAGCCACUCAAAGAGCCCUGCAGGACUUUGGGUCACCCCAGUUAAGGUCUAAAUUUUCCCAGGGGUCAGACUUGAGUACAGAAGGGGCACACAACCAGCAAAUGCAAUGUCGGUCAUGGGCAGGCUCUCCUGCUCAUGACACUAAUUCACACAACUAUGAUGCAGACAGGCCAAGGGCUCCAUAUCACCCAUUAAGUAUCCCUGCUUCACACUGUUUGUCAUCCCACACAGGAGAACCCAACCUCCCCUUAGAACUAAACUCCAGCCCCAGGGUCCAGCAAGACCCAAACGUUCACCAGCUAAACCAUGAAGUCGCAUCGACGGGAGUGAAUGGCAGUCCUCUCUCAGGUCAGAAGGGCAAUUUGUUUAUCACUAAUGCACAUUCUGAAGGUUUAAACCAGCUCAGUGGCAGCAAUACAUCUUCAGCAAUGAACAGUCCAGAAGUAGCACGUAGGCUUGCAGAGGAAGCCACCAAAAUCUCAGUUAUUUUUGAUGAUCUCCGAAAGUCCCCUGCCCACAAUGCUUUUGUUCAGAGUGAUCUAGGCAGCCCCAAACAAUCUCAAAACUGCCCCUCCCAACACCGAAGUCCACCUAUGAAAAUGAACAUUCCUUUACAUGGAGUGCAUUCUGAUCUCACUGUAACAAAUGCGCCUGCUCCUUGUUCACAUGCAACAGAGUCUUUAACUGAUUAUAUUCCUGAAAGGAUUGAGCAAACCAAUUACUUCUUUAGCCCAUUACUUUUGGGACAGCCCCCUGACUCUCCAGCUCUCCCCUCUCCCGCAGUGAGUCCGUGGUUGUCUAAAGGGGGCACAGACUCACCUUUACGGGAUCCUCGUGUACUUUGGGGUGACAUGUCAAGCACAGACAGUCCCACCCUGCACAGGAGAAGACUUCCACAGUAUACAGGUGAGGCCUGGUACCAUCAUGAUGCCUGGGAUCUGUCCCCACAAGGGCAUGAUGAUAUCAUGGAUGAGCCUUUGACUGACAGUGUGGAAAUCUCCAGAAGGCUUCUUAUUGGGCAGCAUAUUGAAGAAGCACCAGUCAGCUGGACUUUUAUGCAAGGGUGGCAGGAGCACAGUGGGGAUGAAAUGGGGACGCUUAACCCAGUUCAUCUAUCAGGAGAAAAUGAGACCAGAGCAGUGGAUCACCAAGGUGUAGCUGUGGGCGCAGACCUGCCAAAGGGGCAGGAUACCGUCACCUUGACGCAGGAACAGAAGCAGGCAGAAUGGAAACGCAGACAGGCUUUGCUUCUGGGCCCUGUUAUACUUGAUGAAGAGAAUGACGAAAGGGUCGAGGGGGAGCAAAACCUUCAGCCAACUUCAUCUCCAAGCUCCAGUGGGGUCACAGGCAGUCUUGGAGAUCGUGAGUGUCUCUCACCUGAGUCCAGCAGUAACAGUAACCAGACUGAUCAUCCCACCUCAGAUAUACAGUGUGAUAGUGGCUCAACUGUACUGGGACCAUCUUUGCACUCCCAGAAGAUUGCUCGUGCCAAGUGGGAGUUCUUGUUUGGCACCACAACAGACACGGUCUCCAGGGAACAAGACAAGAAUGUGUGCACUGCACCGAUUGGCUGCCACUCCACCCCAACUCCACCCAAUUAUCUACCCCUAGAAGAAGUGGUUCUCCGAGCCAACCAUGACGUGCAGCGUGUCGAAGUGGAGCUUGUGACCCCUCCGCCUGCUGCUCCAGGCACUUCCCCAAAAACAGGCAUAAUUCGUUGUACUCUGAAAUACUCUGAGACUGAUCUCGACGCAGUUCCAUUGCGGUGCUACUGGGAGACUGACAUUGACGAGGUGCUGCUGGCUGACAAGGACGACUCUGACUCAGCUUUUGGGAGCAACCGUAGCGUGAUGGGCACCUCCGGUACAGGGAGCAGCCCACUGGGAGAAACGGCAUACAAGAGAACAGAUGGAGAGGAGGAUGAGGAAGAGGAUGUGGCCAGCUGGGCAAGUGUUCGCACCCAGUGCGAUAUGAGAAGGCAGCAGGCCAGUCAAGAGCAAAAAGAAGAGGAGAUAUUUACCAUGUUGUUCAAGAGGCCUUUUUUAAAUAACAGCCAUCCAGCCCUGAAAUCACCGGUUCUAGUGCGGGGUCCACCCCAAACUUCCCGAGACAUUAUGGAUACAUUUAGUCACCAUUUUGAGAGUAUCCUGGAGUCCCAGCGAGCUAAAGGCACCUCUUACAACAGCCUGGACAGCCUGGAGCUUCUGACAUCCAGCUCUCAGACCAUGCUAACAUUUGACCUCCCAACGCUGACCCCCCAGGUAAAGCCUCAGAUGUAUCACAGUGCACGGCAGAUUGUGGAACUUAGCUUUGCUCCACUUGCACAUGCUGAGAUGCCCAGUGUAUCUGAGUCAGCUUUGACCAUUACGGGGGACACAGAUGCCACGAGGGCACCAUCCAGCGAACGCCUCAGCAGUGGCUCAGAUGAUAGAUCAGCUGUACAUAGCUGGAUCAGUGACAAUGUCUUCACAGUGCCCAGGGAGAAACCUUCACGGCUGGCUACAGAUGCAGUUGUGGAUCAGGCGCUGAAUGAACGUUUGGGAUUGGGAAGCAAUGACACACUAACCGGGAGUAACCGUGCUGAUCUAGAGGCUGCUAAGCGAUUGGCUAAACGGCUGUACAACCUCGAUGGGUUCAGGAAGUGUGAUGUCGCUCGCCACUUAAGCAAGAAUAAUGACUUCAGCAGGAUGGUUGCAGAGGAGUACCUGAAUUACUUUAAUUUUACAGGACAGACACUGGAUCAGGCACUGAGGACGUUUCUACAUGAAUUUGUGCUAAAGGGAGAAACGCAGGAGCGAGAACGAGUCUUGGCUCACUUCUCACACCGAUACCUGCAGUGUAACCCUAUCCUCGUAUUCUCUGAAGACAGCGUGCACACACUGACCUGCUCACUGAUGCUACUCAACACAGACCUGUAUGGCCAGAAUAUUGGCAAGCGGAUGUCCUGCACUCAGUUUGUUGGAAAUCUGGAGGGACUGAACAAUGGCCAAGAUUUCCCUAAAGAACUCCUUAAGGCUCUCUACAGUUCCAUUAAGAAUGAAAAGCUUCAAUGGACAAUCGAUGAAGAGGAGUUGCGCAAGUCAUUUUCAGAGUUGGGAGAGCAUCGUGAAGAGACAGAUUCAAGAGGUGUGAAGUGCACAGGGAGUGGGAUAGUGCCAGCGUCUGGUGCACUUCUCUACAAGACGGGUUUCCUGGUGCGGAAAGUCCAUGCUGACUGUGACGGCAAAAGAACCCCACGAGGAAAGAGAGGGUGGAAGACGUUUUAUGCUGUCCUGAAGGGUCUUAUUCUUUACCUCCAGAAGGGUGAGUACCGACCGGAUAAACAGCUUUCUGAUGAAGAUCUGAAGAAUGCCGUGUCCAUCCAUCACUCGCUGGCUAUAAGAGCCACUGAUUAUCACAAGCGGCCUAACGUGUUCUACCUGCGCACGGCCGACUGGAGGGUCUACCUGUUCCAAGCUCCGAAUGCAGAACAAAUGCAAUCUUGGAUCACCCGCAUCAAUACUGUGGCAGCCAUGUUUUCUGCCCCACCCCUCCCAGCUGCCAUUGGCUCCCAGAAGAAAUUCAGUCGCCCGCUUCUACCAGGCUCUGCUUCAAAACUCUCACAGGAGGAGCAAGUAGAGGCUCAUGAGGCUCGCUUUCAUAGCACCUCCACAGAGUUGGCAGAGCUUCGCUCUUACCCACCUGAUCGGAAGGUCAAAGGUCGUGAGCUUGAAGAAUACCGGCUUAGAGAAGAGUAUUUGGAGUUUGAAAAAACACGAUACGAGACGUAUAGCAUGCUGCUGAGAGCGAAACAACGCUGUGGCAGUGAUGAUCUUUCAGUGUUCGAGGCCAUGUUGUUGGCGGAAGGUUCUCUGCAGAGGGCUCCAUCCAGCCCCAGUCUCCAGGAGAGCAGUGCCAUGUGCAGCACCAGAGACAAGGCUCCUCCCAGCACAGGCAAUGGCACCGGCCAAGGCCAGAGACACAGUUAUCGUCAGGCUGUCAGAAAGUGACUCAGGAACCUCACAAAAAGCUCUAAGUACUAAAAAGAAAGUGAGGUCAUUCUCUUUUCCCGCUCUCUGUGCCUAGCAGGACUGAGUCUGACUCUGAGAUUAUGCUCUGGUCAAAGACGUCACAGUGCAGGUGCGGAGUAAUGAUGUGGAGGCACAGGAAUGUGUGUGGAACACUUUAUGGUGUUUGUCAAGGGCUGAAUUGAGAGACAGAAGGAAUUGAUCUGCUCGUCCUUCUUUCACAUCUUCAGUUUCCAUGGGUUCUUUGGAUUUGCACACACUCAAAUCUCAGAUCGAAACAAUCUAAGGACCAAAAGAGCUCUUUACCUUUAAAAAUGACUGUUAGCACUCCAGCAUUCAGUCAUUCAGUCAAAAUAAAAUCAGUGGUGUUGAUAAUCUGUCUUUUGCAUACCGAAAUACCAAUCACUAUUCAUUUUGGUUAGGCUCAUAGGAACAAAGGGCAUCACAUUCCACAAGGUUACAUCAUAUUUAAACCCCCCAAAUUUAUAUGCACUUAGAACUGCACAGAGCUGUUCCAUUUUUUUACGGUGUUGGACUGAAUCCCAAACAGCUCCCUGUAUGAUUUUAGUGCAGUACCAGGGGUAUGAAAACCUGUGUCCUGUGUAUAGCAAUAUCGUCAAGCUGGAAGCCAUUUUGAAUCAAUUCUGUGCUUUAUUUUAACUGGAAAUCACUUCUCAGAACCAAGCAUUGAGUAAAGAUGAGAGUGAGUGAGUGAUUGAGCACUAAAAAUAACUCGCUGUGGCAUUGCUACUUAACAACAAAGAAAAACUCAUGGACUGAGCAGAUUAUAUUGGUAGAGAGGGAUCAAAUGGCUUUACAUUUUGAAUGCAAAAAUUUGUAUGCCCCAGAAUGUUUCUUGCACUCAAACUUAAUUAUUCUUACCUUUAUUAUAUGUCUCUGGAGUUUAUUUACCUUUGAAUAUUAUAACCCGGUACUUGUCCUCGUUCUUUUUCCUGGUUUUCUUGGCUGAGUGUUUUUGUCCAAUGUGGCCAGCAUGGCUGAAUAGUGAUGGCUUUUUGUAAUCUCCUCUCUUCUGCAGAAAAGCAGUGAAUCUAGUGGUGAUGAGAAAUAUACCAUGUCGUUUGGCUGUCUUUUAGGCUUCUCAUGUUUCCUACCCUGCUUUCAGAAUGACCCUGUUACACCUGAUCGUUUCAUGUGUCACUGUUCCCUGGAUUAAUGCAGGAUGUAAGGCAUUUUAAGUUAAAUCCAAGUAGACCCCCUAUCUCAAGAAUGCUGGCACCCUUAAAGAAAAUGGGAGUUUUGUUUAUAUAUGGCAACCAUUGUUUGCAUAGGACAACCAGUUUAUGAGUGGUACAGCAUUUCAAUCUGGCUAAUCACAGACAAUUGGAUAUUUAAAUCUUAUCAUAAUGUAACUGAAAUACAAGACACAUGAAAUGACCAGGCAUAAAUAGUGUCAGUGUGUCUGUGAUUUAUUUUCAUACUAGCACUGAAUAGUACAAUUCAGUCUAUUAUUGUGUCAUAUUUCAUAAGUGUAUAUGAAUGAGUGCUUGGGGAAAAAAAUAUUAUCCAAUGUUUGUUGAAUACAUGGAUGGCUUAUGGAUUAUCAGUUUAUGGAUCAUCAACUGCAGCUUGUCCAGCGUAGGCCUAUAUUUGUAUGCUCAGUCAGAACGUUUCCAUGUUAAACUAUUUGGCACGCUUUGACUUGUACGAGAGAUAUUAAUACACAGGCGAACCUGUAAUGUCUGUAUAAUGUAUGUAUAUUAAUUACUGAGGCAUUGUCUAUUCGAAUAUUAUUAACUCGGUGAGUCAUGGUGAUGAAAUUCUGCAAUCACAUUUAGAGAUUCACUUGUUCUCAUCAUAUAUUUAUUAUUCUGUUUGGUAAAAUAGUUUCAAGCAAGUAAAUGUGGCACAAAAACAAACAUGUCUGGUUUUUCUACAUUUUUUCCUAGACUAGAGAAAUAUGAGAAGAGGAACAGUAAGGAAAAGUAAUGAUAAAAAGGGUGAUUGUAAUUGAAUAUGCAUUAGUUAAGGUACAGGGCCAACUCUUUCUUUUAUAUAUACACAGAGUCAGCCAAAACUUUUAUACACAUUUUAGGUAAAGAAAAGC